Cladophialophora carrionii CBS 160.54 is the source of this 1602-nucleotide messenger RNA. RefSeq lists its product as uncharacterized. The record is from RefSeq and is a predicted model, not a curated record. The transcript is spliced from 4 exons. Lineage: Eukaryota; Fungi; Ascomycota; Eurotiomycetes; Chaetothyriales; Herpotrichiellaceae. Gene Ontology annotation, cellular component: RNA polymerase III complex. Gene Ontology annotation, molecular function: single-stranded DNA binding. The coding region runs from base 1 to 1602 and encodes 533 amino acids. Gene Ontology annotation, biological process: DNA-templated transcription.
AUGGAAGAGUUCGCAAAGCUUUGCUGUCACAUCGUAGAAGACUACUAUGGUUCAUUCCUUGCUCAAAUCUUUCGGCAGCUCGCUCAGCUUGGCCGAUUGUCUGUUCAGCAACUCGCCCAGAAAUGCCGUCUUCCACUUCGCCAGGUCAAAGUUGGUGUGGCCACAUUAAUCCAGCUUCGCCUUGUCUAUCAUCACACUACCUACGAAGGCUUGUCGACAUAUCAAGCGGACACCACCUACGCCUAUAAUAUCAUGCGCACGGGCAGACUCGUUGAGCUGGUCGAAUGGAGCCUUGGGGCUUCUGCAGCGGGGAUCAUGGAAACCUUGGCUGCCAUGGGUUUCGGUACAGCACAUGAACUGGAAGCUGAAGUUCUCGAGAAGAGUGAUUCGACCCAGCCGAUGGAUAAAAGUCAUUUUCAAACACUGCUUAAACAGCUUGUUUCUUCCGGGUAUAUCAAGGCCGUCCGCGAAGCUCAUUUUCAAUCGCCGUCCGAUCGCCGCCAGGACGUCGAACGCUCCCUGCGCGACAACGGCUUAAUCCCAACUGGUACAGGGAAGAAGAUUGCAGCCGAUGCCGAGUCCAGAAUCGACUUAGAGCUUGAGAGACGUGUCAAUAGCAGUAUCUCGGCAUAUGAUGUAUCGCAAGAACUCACCAGAAGCCCUACUCAAGAUAACACCACCCUUUCCGUCGACUAUUCGAAUCUCAUCAUUCGAAUACGAAAUGACAGAGUGGCUGGCAUGGCCGAGAAGAUUUUCGGCAAACAGAUUGCACAAGUCGCACGAGCGGCAUGUUCGCAGAUUACUGACGUCGACCCAAGGUCGCUACCAGUACGAUUAGUUGAAAACCCAGCGAAUGCAGUACAACGGCUGGAUGCUGCGAAGUUAUGCUCUGAUGUAUUCCAUGGUAAAGCGAACGGUGGUGGCAGGCCGAAUGGGACGAACGGCCAUCACAGUGACCAGCCGAAUGGAGCCGCAGGGGAAGAUCGAAUCAUCGAACAUCAUCUUGCAGUUCUCGCGGAAGGGAAUUUCACAUUCCUCCUACAGGAGCCGAACAACUCGAAUUCUUGGUCCAUCAACAAAAGGAAGUUCACCAAUUUUUUACGAGACAAAGAGAUUUAUCGACUCAUAGGCGAGAGCCUGACAGAACCGGCUUUGAGGGUCGUCCGAAUGCUGGCUGACAAAGGAAAACUUGACGAGAGGACGAUGCUGGAUAUCGGAUUGCUCAACGCCAAAGAGCUCCGGAAGUGCCUGUCAGCCCUUCAGACAAUGGGAUUUCUCGAGCUGCAAGAAGUUCCGAAAGACCCACAGAGACAACCUAAAAAUACCAUCUUUCUGUACUUCCACGACGCGGAACGAGUACAGAAAGUCUUCUUAGACAAAUUGUACAAGACAAUGUCACGGAUGUAUGAGCGCUUGCAUCUGGAACGGGAGAAGGUUGCGUCAACACUCAGCAAAGUCGAACGAUUAGAAGACGGCACUGAAGUGGAAAUACUCCCGGCCGCGGAGCUGCAAGAACUGUACAGAUGGAGGCAAAAAGAGUCCUGGUUCACGACGGAGAUCCACCGCAUCGACGAGUCGAUUGCCAUUCUUCGAGACAUAUGA